CAGUUAGACGCGUGAUAACUAAAUAAAUUCAUGUGCUAACUUCUAACCUAAAAGUUGAAACCCUAACUGAUCAAAAACCAGACCCACUCGAUUUCAAAAUCUCGGAAGUUUUCGUUUAAUUUGAGGUCGAAUUUUGGUUCUUCUCACUCGACUGCAAUCUAAUUUGUGGGUAAGACUUCACCUUUAAAACCUUAGGUUUGAUCUUGUACAGUAUCCAACACGAAUCGUAUUCUGGAAUUCUUCUCUAACAGAUGGAGCGGCAAUCAAAAAGGUUACGAAUUGGACCUCUUACCAUUCUCCAAAUUAACAGAAAUAAUUUUUGGGAGAAAUUUGAUAGUUUUCACGAGGAAAACAGAUAUUUGUCAGAUGACGUGAAACUAUCUGUUCAAAAAGUAUGUUCAAGUGUGGUGAGCAUAGGUUCUUUCGCAAAGAAAUUUAAGUUUUUGGGUACUGGCACCAUAAUUGGAUGUGAUAAAAUUAAUGACAAUAGAUAUGUUAGUAGUGUAUUAACUUCUGCAAGUCUUUUUGGAGCUUCGAACAAGAAUUACAAUGUGACAUCCAAUGAUGAAUUUAAGGUGGAAGUCUAUUUUGAUGAAAGAACAUUUCAAGUUCAUGAGUUUAGUUAUGAUGGUCACUACAAUAUCGCACUUCUAAAAUUUGAAUCAACUACAUCGAUGUUGAUUGCAAGUUUGAAAAGUGUGGAAGUAAUCCGUGGAGCUGCAAGAGAAAGAUUACUUCGUCGACGCUCAGAAGUUUGUCGCAUUUCUGCUAAUGAUCAAUUAAUAGCUGUUGGUCGAUAUUUUAACGAACCAUUUUCGUUAAUGGCUGCUCCUGGAGCAUUCAGUCAUGGAUGUUGUAGUUUAGAUUGUCCACCGCUACUCAAGACAACUUGUAUCAUCUCAAAGUGCGGUACCGGGGGGCCUCUCAUAAAUGGUGAUGGAGAAAUCAUUGGCAUUAACUUCUUUGCUGAGGGAUACACACCUUUCCUGCCCAUGAACAUAAUUCUUAAAUGCUUGGAAUACUUUGAGAAAAAUGGGAGAUUUGUUCGACCUUCUAUUGGAAUUAGAGGAGCUAAUCUCUGUGAUGCAACAAGUUUAUCUACGUUGGAAAAGAUUAGCCAAAAAUUUCCUGACGUCUCCAAAGGAAUCCUUGUUAAAGAGGUUGUACCGCAGUCCCCUGCUUAUCAUGCUGGAAUAUGUGCGGGUGACGUUCUUACUUCUUGUGGUAGAAACAUUAUUAAGAGUGUUGUAGAGUUUGAAGCAACCCUAUUCAAUAGGAUUGGGAACUCUCUGGAGGUGCAAGUGCUAAAGCAACGUGGCCAAUUUGAGGAAAAAAUUGUGGUCGUCGGUGAAACAAGUCCAGAUAACUUUUUCAGUUGGCCUCUCCCGAAGGAAAGAAGGGUGAUAUUGAAGUCCAGCCCCAGGCACUAAAUAUCUCGAUCCGGUCAUUAAGAGUUAUUGUCAUUGUUGUCGCACAAAGUAUCUCUAUAUAUUUUCAGUAUUUCGUUAGUAAAUUAUAACAAUGAGAAUGUGUUUAUAUAUAUCCAAGUAAAUAGGUAUUAGUGUUUAAAAUUGAAACCUAUUAUUGGGGCUCCAAGAAAAAGUUUUGAGGGCUCACAAAAUGACAAAACAUGGGUUUUCAAAUAGUAACCACAA
Papaver somniferum (opium poppy) is the source of this 1655-nucleotide messenger RNA. RefSeq names its product putative protease Do-like 14. The transcript is spliced from 9 exons. Gene Ontology annotation, molecular function: protein binding. Bases 252 to 1430 code for a protein of 392 amino acids. The record is from RefSeq and is a predicted model, not a curated record. Lineage: Eukaryota; Viridiplantae; Streptophyta; Magnoliopsida; Ranunculales; Papaveraceae.